This is a messenger RNA of Colletotrichum higginsianum IMI 349063, 591 nucleotides long. RefSeq names its product Caffeine-induced death protein 2. NCBI's taxonomy places the organism in Eukaryota, Fungi, Ascomycota, Sordariomycetes, Glomerellales, Glomerellaceae. The record is from RefSeq and is a predicted model, not a curated record. The transcript is spliced from 2 exons. Gene Ontology annotation, cellular component: mitochondrion; mitochondrial intermembrane space. The coding region runs from base 1 to 591 and encodes 196 amino acids.
AUGACGCAGCCGCCGCCUCAACCGCAUCUUACGCCACAAUUCUGUUUCUCGACAGGAACCCUGCGAGAUUUUCUCAGGUUAUCCCGCGCCAGCAUCGACGACUCCAUAGCCCAGAACCUCAAUGCGCUGGUGACACCCGCACGCGCCGGGUUCGACCCCGCGUCGACAGCACAGCGAGCGCCACGCUCGUUUCCGCGGCAGAUAGAUCCCCAGGCAUGCCAGAACUUCAAGGACAAGGCGCUGUUCCCGACGUGGCAUUCCCGCGCAGAGGUCCUACACUACUGUGGAGUCGUCGCGACGAGUCCUGACCCCGACGAUCCGGAGGCGCUGCUACGACAGAUAGAGCAGGCCAAAGACAAGGAGCGGGUGGUUGAUGAGCGUCUAGACCCCUACUCGGGGAGGUUCUUCCCACGCGAGCCGCGGACGGAGCAGCUCGCGAUGCUCAUACGGCAAGAGAAGGGCAUCGAAAACAUUGUCCGGACGCGGACCUGGGGCAUGGUAAAGCAGAGAUGCGGCGAGUCUGCAGACACGUGGGAGGAAGCUCUAGAAGGUUGGCGACAAAGGACGGGCGUGAAGGGGGAUGGCCGAUGA